AUGCCACCGUCAGUUCAGGGCCAACCGCAGGCUUCCCCGGCCGGGUCGCCGGCUCCGGCGACAGAGAACGGCGGGACGAGCGCGGGACCUGAAUCAGCUGCGAACUGCGUCGCCGCCCUGCUGAAAGAGGGGCAAGAUUUGGUGGGUGUAGACACACCUAGGGCCAUCGCUAUCAUUGAGGAGGCGAACCGGUUGGCAUAUCAGGUGGCAGUGAAGGCGCCGGAUACAGAGAAACGGCAACUGCCUUUUCCGCCCGUGGAGGAGGCGAUGCGGCUGCAGGAACAGGGUAUCACGCUACUCGCAUCUCUGUACGCUCAGCAGGGAGCGUGUGAGUCUCUUCAGCAGCUGCUGCGUUCGUCGCUGCCGUUUUUCGCUCUCCUUGCUAAAGCGCGAACUGCGAAGCUGGUGAGAAUCUUGGUCGAUGCGGUCGCAGACCUCCCCGGCGCAGAACACGCACUGGUCGAGCUGUGCAAAGAAGUCAUUCCCUGGUGCCAGGGAGAGAAACGGACUUUCCUGCGACACAGAGUCGAAGUGCGCUUGGCGCAAGUGUAUGUACAGCUGGGCAUGCUCCAGCAGGCUCAGCCAAUCAUUCAGCAGUUGCUCCAAGAGGUGAAGAAGUUGGACGACAAACUGUUGCUGGUGGAGAUCCACUUGAUUGAGUCCAAGCUUCACUUCAAAGUCAAAAACUACCCAAAGGCGCGGGCAGCCCUGACAGCCUCCAGAACGAACGCGAAUGCGAUUCACUGCCCACCCUUGCUCCAGGCAGACAUUGACUUGCAGGCCGGCAUUCUCGCUGCUCAAGACCGAGACUACAAAACAGCCUUUUCGUACUUCUUUGAAGCCUUUGACGCCUUCAGCGCUCAGGACGCGGCGCACCACUCUCACCGGGCUUCCACGACGGGGGCAGCGGCUGCGGCUGCAGUGAAAUGCAACACAACGCCUGCUGGCCCUUCGCGAGCGCUUCAGGCUCUGAAGUAUAUGCUUCUGUCGAAGAUUUUGCAAGGCAAAGACGACGAGGUCAGCGCGCUGCUCACGGGGAAGCAAGGCUUGAGGUAUUACUCGAUGGACACGUCGACGACGUGCAAACAGCAGCAGAUGGGCGCGGUCGCGGACGCGGCUGCGGAGGCCGCGGCGGCGGCCGGGGGCCAGUUGGGAGGGGGCGCUGCAGCGGCUGGAUCGGCAGCGCUGGCUGCUGCCGCCGCGGCGCCUCCGGCGUCUGGGACGCGCCGCGACUUGGAAGCCAUGCGGCAGCUGGCGCUGUGCCACAAGCAGCGUUCGCUGAAGAAGUUUGAGGAGGUGCUUGAAGAGUUUUCGAAGGAGCUGAAGGGAGACGACGUGCUGAUGCACCAUAUCGACGAGCUCUACGAGAACUUGCUAGAAAAGAAUCUGCUCAAGCUGCUGCAGCCUUUCUCCAGAGUCGAGAUGGCGCAUGUGGCUAAGCUGAUUGGCCUGCCGCUUGCCAAGGUCGAGGAAAAACUCAGCGAGAUGAUUCUGGAUGGCAAGCUGCACGGGACCCUCGACCAGGGCAUCGGCGUCUUGCUGCUGUUUGAAGAACAGGAACUCCCGCAAAUGCACGUCGACGCGCUCGCGACCAUCAAAAACAUGGCGCAGGUGGUGGAUACGUUGUAUGAAAAGAGUCUCCAGGCUCUGUAG
Molecule: messenger RNA, 1653 nt
Organism: Besnoitia besnoiti
Lineage: Eukaryota; Apicomplexa; Conoidasida; Eucoccidiorida; Sarcocystidae
Product: PCI domain-containing protein
Exons: 3
Coding region: 1-1653 (550 amino acids)
Biological process (GO): ubiquitin-dependent protein catabolic process
Cellular component (GO): proteasome regulatory particle, lid subcomplex
Molecular function (GO): structural molecule activity; protein binding
Source: RefSeq, a predicted model, not a curated record